Messenger RNA from Neltuma alba, 1455 nucleotides. Its product is annotated as NAC domain-containing protein 2-like. The transcript is spliced from 3 exons. NCBI's taxonomy places the organism in Eukaryota, Viridiplantae, Streptophyta, Magnoliopsida, Fabales, Fabaceae. The record is from RefSeq and is a predicted model, not a curated record. Gene Ontology annotation, molecular function: DNA binding. The coding region runs from base 37 to 927 and encodes 296 amino acids. Gene Ontology annotation, biological process: regulation of DNA-templated transcription.
CCCUCCCCUUUGUUUCGAGUUUCAACCUUCACCAAUAUGGCCGCAGCCGCACAGCUUCACUUGCCCCCCGGCUUCCGAUUCCAUCCCACCGACGACGAGCUCGUCUUGCACUAUCUCUGCCCUAAGUCUGCCUCCCGCCCCCUCUCCGUUCCCAUCAUCGCCGAAGUCGACCUUUACCAGUACGACCCGUGGGACCUCCCCGGCAAGGCUUUGUACGGAGAGAAGGAGUGGUACUUCUUCUCGCCCAGGAACCGCAAAUAUCCCAACGGUUCCAGACCAAACCGUGCCGCCGGCACUGGCUACUGGAAGGCUACCGGAGCCGAUAAACCCAUCGGACACCCCAAACCGGUGGGGAUCAAGAAGGCUCUGGUUUUCUACGCGGGGAAAGCGCCCAAAGGAGAGAAAACCAAUUGGAUUAUGCAUGAGUAUCGUCUGGCCGACGUGGAUCGCUCUGCCCGCACAAACAGCACCUUAAGGCUGGAUGAUUGGGUGCUUUGCCGAAUAUACAACAAGAAGGGCAUCAUCGAGAAACAUCCCGCUGCUGGCGGCCGUAAAAUUGAGUGGUCAGGAAUCGAGGACAAGAAGCCGGAAAAUGUGUCUCGUGGUGUUGGUAUUCCCGGCCGGCAUCCUCCUCAUGCUCCGUCUCCUCCCGUGACCGAUUACUUGUACUUCGACAAGUCGGAUUCAGUCCCGAAGCUGCACACGGAGUCGAGCGGCGGCUCCGAGCAUGUGGUAUCGCCGGAGUUUGCGAGCGAGGUGCAGAGCGAACCCAAGUGGAAUGAAUGGGAAACGAACGUUGGGUUCCCAUAUAAUUACGCGGGCGCCACCAUGAACCAUGGUUUCGAGCCUCAGACUCAGUUGAUGCAGAGCAAUAACCAGAUGUCGACGUUGCAGGAUAUUUUCACGUACUUUCAGAAGCCCUUCUGAGUGAAUGGUAAUGGAGUGAUCAUAGAUGCAUCCAGCAGGGAAGCAAAUUUGCUGUGGCUUCAUCAUCGCACGGCAGCACGAGACAGAAGGAGGUCCAUGAGUGUGUCUGUGCGGUCGUGUACAUAGGUGAUUGUUUUCACCAAAGACAGACUGGGAUGGAUGGGGAAGAAGGUGGAAACUGCAUGUGAGGGAAUAUUGAGCGUAGCAGGAGCAUUAUUAUGCGUCCAUUGUAUUUUUUCGUUGAACUGCAAGGGGGCUUGCAAGUUGACGCGUCUCUCUAGCUGAGGGACUGACCAUGUUUAUAUAUACUAGUAGCUUGUACGUACGUACGCAGGCUGCUAUAUAUAUAUGGAGUGUCACUAGCCAGCUUUGGACUGUACUAAUAUCCCGUAGUUCAUUUUCCAUAUAAAUUAUAAUCAUUUACUGAAAGUAACCCUCUUAUAAACCUUUAUAUUUAAGAGAAAAAACAAUUUUAAGUAUUAUUUUACGAAGCUAUAAAAAAUAUUCGAUAUUCACGAGUUCUUAUGA